AUGACAUGUGUCCCUUCCAGUCCAGAGCAGGUCCAGAGCGUCCAAUUCAUGGAGUUCUCAGAAGUGGAGAACCAGGAUGACUACUACAGCAUGGACGCUGGUUACGUCCACACCCAGGACCAGCGAGGAGUGUAUGUCAUGUAUGAUGAAGCCUUGAGUGAUCUGAAGGAACUAGAGACAGAACUGCUGCUCGUGGCGAGCCAUUACAUUGAGAAAGAAAAAGGUCAAAAAGAGGGCAGCAAGCCAAAUAUUGACCAGGACUGGGGAUGGGCCCAUGUAGGUGUGGACAGACUUGCUGUGCUGUACGACAUGUGGACUUGGGAAGCAACUCUUCUAGAAAACAAGCGCCAGCUUCUUGACAGUUACUUUGAAGCCUACCAGCAUGCAUUGGACCCUGAGGAGAGGUUUGCCUUAGCGCAAGUGAUCACUGACAUCAUGCACAGGUGCCCAAGGUUUGAUCUGAGCCGCCCUUACUUCAUUAAGGCCUACCAAGAGGAAUGCACCUGCCUGAGGCUUCACCUGCAGCUGGUGAGGGGCAUCCUCAACCAGCACAUAGAGUGUCAGCGAGAGUAUGUCCAGAGGCUUUGGCAAGAAGGCCGUCCAGAUGCUAGCAAUACAUUUGGACUUCCCCUUAAUAUAAUUUGCAAACAACUCAUUUCCAUCAAUAAUAGCUGCCCAGCUUUGAAAAACAUUUACCUGCUGGAGUUCCACCCUUCCCUGGGCCUGGCUUCGUGCAUCCCCAGAGCCCUUGAGCACCUCCUCAGGGAGGCCCGACACACCUGCAGGCCCACAUCAGCCAGCGCCCUCACCUUGCUGGAAAGACGCGUGCUGCAGCUGGCCCUGGAUGUGUGGCUCACCCCAGCCAAGCCCGAGUCCUGGUACAGCACACAGACCCAGAAAGAUCUGUUUUCAGCUAAAGUGAUGGGCAGUCCCUUUCUCGUGGGGGAGAUAGGCCUGCUUGCACUCAAGUCUGCAGCAGACGAAGGACAGAACCAAGGCCAAGAUUCUCAUAUGCUGCUCCUGGAUACGUUUUCCAAACUUUUGGAGCUCUUGACCCUUCGGCAUAGGCUGAUAGAGAUGAGUCUGGAGAGUGUACACUUAGCACGUCUCUAUAAGGAUUUGGCGUGUGAAAUGGGUUUUGAAGAGUUCCAUUUGUAUCUGAGGCCUAUUCAUUUUGAAUUUGCAUCACACGAGGACAAGGUGGUCCAUCCACCUCCUGUCUUUAUAACGUCUCUGCUGGAGGACAGUGACCGUGUAGACAGAUAUUCUCCUGCUACUCUUGUCUUAGCCAUCUCUGAGGUGGAUGAUAACCAAGUUGGCAAAUUUAGUUUUCAUACAAAGGAAGCCAUUCUUAAGCUCUUGUUCCAUUCGGGAGUGGAAAAUAUGCAAGUGACUCUUGCAUGCCAAGCUACUCAGAAAAAUGCUUUAAUGGUGGCUGUCCAGCAGGCGUCCUUCUAUCACACUCUCGGAGGGGGCUGUCCUGCUGAUGUCAAGGAAAUAAGUUUGGGUCUGAGAAAUCAUGGUGGAGUGGGUCCAACCAGAAGAAGAAAUUCUAGAAUUGUGAAUGGCAUAGAAAGCAUGCCGUUAGCCUCAACUCCGAAAGUCCCAGAUACCCUUACUCAUCCUUCAGAAAGAUUCCAGGCUACCAGAAGAGCUCCGGAAGCUUUUGUGUCUAUCCAACUAGAAAAGGUGGGGCUGCGGGACAUGAUGCUGAACACCUUCCUCCUCAGGAGACAAGCCGUGGCUGACAGGAUGAAGAACCUCGAUGAAAUUGGGAAAGUCAAGAGAGAUGUUAUAGUUGAAUAUUGCCAGCAGUUCAACUGCCGCAUGUCUCACUAUGCUCUUCGGGGGCAGAUCAUGGCAUACUGCAACAGCCUGAGAGCCCUGCUGGAUGAUUUCCCCACCAUCAGAGAUAAAUUUUUCAUGGUGGGACAACCACAAGAAAAGAAGGGGUCGAGGGACUCCAAGGAGGGCCUCAAGACUGACCCCAGGAGUUUCCAGCCCCGGCCACGAUGUUUGCUCUCUGCUGACGGGAAAUGGUGA
Molecule: messenger RNA, 2043 nt
Organism: Hippopotamus amphibius kiboko
Lineage: Eukaryota; Metazoa; Chordata; Mammalia; Artiodactyla; Hippopotamidae
Exons: 16
Coding region: 1-2043 (680 amino acids)
Source: RefSeq, a predicted model, not a curated record